AAAGAGAAACGCCGCUUUGUUUUUGAAACGCGCGCAUACACACACGCGCGCAUAUAUAUAUUUAUUUAUUUGUUGGACAUAAGCGCGUUUGGAUUCAUAUUUGCAGAGCGGGACGGAUCGGGUGAGCACAACGCCUUUGAGGAAGGAGAUGCCACAGAGCGGCGAGAGCUGUGUGACGCUUCAAAACCAGGGCUUUUCUUGCGCGAUGGACGAGACAUAUUGAUGCUAAGGAACUGGCGAAUUACCACGUUGCGGAGGAGAGAUGUUUUGCAACUGCCGGGGGCUGCUCGGGAGGAUGAAUGCCUCCCGUGGCGUCAUUUCUCGCUUGUAAUAUGUAGGUGAAGCGAGUGCAGCUGUUUGUCGACUAGUGAAGCUCAUAAAAGCAUCGCUCACUGGUCGGAGCCGAGCUCCGGGGACGCUACUAACAUUUCCCACCUUGUAAGUUCUAUGUGACCGGUGCGGUGUCCCACUACGGAGCUGUCCGUGGUGCUGAACGGAUCCGCCAGCCCUUCGGGUCUCCACGAGUUGACCUUCUCUCCAGCGAGCACAGAAAUCACCCCGCCGCAAGGCACACUGUAAGGUGACAAAGGAGGCCACCGCUCAUGAGCUUUUGCCGGGCUUGACUGAGUCAGCCAGACAAUAUUCUCCUUUCAUGGCUGUGGCACGCAAAAUCAAAACUUUGCUGACCGUCAACAUCUUAGUGUUUGUGGGGAUUAUACUGUUCUCGGUGUACUGCAGGAUCCAGGACCGAUCCGAGGAGCUCAUCCAGAUAGGGCGUAUUUCUGACCAGAGGCUGCGAGCCAGAAAUGGCAAAGUUUCCAACUUGGUGGACAGGCAGUCAAUUCUCCAGAGGCUGGAGAGGCUGGAGGAUGUGGUCUACAACCAGUUAAACGGUUUAGCAAAGCCCAUGGGGCUGGUAGAAGGGCCCGGAGGCCUCGGCCAGGGGGGAGCUGCUGCCACUCUGGGAGAAGAUAGCCGCGAUGCCGAGAGGAAGUACGAGGAGUAUGGCUACAAUGCUCAGCUCAGUGAUCGUAUCUCCCUGGACAGGAGCAUCCCAGACUACAGGCCUAAGAACUACAGCUCUACACCUGUUUCUUUCCCCCUGUGGCUGGCUCUGUAG
Messenger RNA from Neolamprologus brichardi, 1120 nucleotides. Lineage: Eukaryota; Metazoa; Chordata; Actinopteri; Cichliformes; Cichlidae. The record is from RefSeq and is a predicted model, not a curated record.